This is a messenger RNA of Dermacentor andersoni, 1509 nucleotides long. Lineage: Eukaryota; Metazoa; Arthropoda; Arachnida; Ixodida; Ixodidae. The record is from RefSeq and is a predicted model, not a curated record.
AUGGAACUACUGAAGGCACCGCCACACUUGCAACUUACCGGCAAUCUCUCUGAGCAAUGGAAGCGCUCCAAACAGAAGUUUGACUUGUUCAUAGUACCAACCACGACGAAGGAGCAACCCUGCACAGAAGCUGCAAAAGCGGCACUCCUUCUGAGUGUGGCUGAUGACGAAGCACUUGACGUGUUCAACACGUUCAAGUUUGAAGCACAAGAAUCCAAGGAAGACUACGCAACAAUCGUUGAAAAGUUCGAGUCUUACUGCUCUGAGGUAAGCAACGAAGUGCAUGAGCGAUAUCUGUUUCGCUCGAGGAAGCAGGUAGAUGGGGAACCGUUCGAUAAAUUUCUUCGCGACCUAAAAAAGCAAGCUGGGCAGUGCAAUUUCGGAGAACAGCGUGAUUCAAUGAUCCGGGAUCAAAUAGUGUUCGGCACGAAUAACUCAAAGUUGCGCGCAAAAAUGCUUCGCGAACAGCAGUUGACUCUAGUGAAGGCGGAAGAAUUUUGCAAGGUCGCCGAAUCUGUGGCGCAACGAAACGAGGUCUGGAGAGCCACGGACAGCCACAUUGACGCUAUUGCGGGGCCCGCAACUGCACCGAAAAGCGGAAACGCCCAAGAUGGCAACAAGCAGUACCGCUGCACAAAGUGCGACCGGCGGCACACACCAAGGCAGUGUCCUGCAUACGGAAAGAAAUGCAACGUAUGCCACUUGCCCAAUCAUUUUGCGGUUUGCUGUCGAGAAACGUCCAAAAUUGCCGAAGUCAGCAAAGACGACUUUGACGAUAACUUCGACAUCCUAGAAGUUGGUGUUGGGAACAGAAAUUCCAAAGACUGGAUAGUGGAAGCUGAGGUCAAGGGCAAGAAGGUCUCCUUCGAGGUAGACACCGGGUCAAAGGCCAGCUUACUGCCGUUUUCGGCAUACCGGGAAAUGCGUGCGGCGGGACCGUUGACCGCUGCUACUUCGGUACUACGGGCCUACAACGGAGGCGUCAUAACACACUUCGGAGCAACGUCGCAGGAGGUGACGGUAGAAAAUGCUUCCGCCACAGUCCAGUUCUUUGUCGUAAAACACUGCAGUCAAGCCAUACUAGGACUGGAAGCCAGUGAAGCCUUGGGUCUUUUUCAACGCACAGUGGCCACUGUAAGCGCCUCAACAGACUAUGAAGCAGGGACGAAUUUCCAGCACCUCUUCCAGGGAUUAGGCUGCUUGAAGCAACCAUACAGCAUGGUCCUGCAACCAACAGCAGUUCCUGUCGUUCAACCAGCGCGGCGUAUUCCCCUGUCCCUGCGGGGCCCUCUUCAGGAAGAGCUGCGAAGACUGGAGCGAGAGGCCAUCAUCGGAAAAGAGAACGACCCCACGGACUGGGUAUGCCCUUUGGUUACCGUCAAGGAAAAGGACGGCAGAAUUAGAAUUUGCAUGGACCUCCGGAAAAUUAAUGAGAAUAUAAAGAGAACACUUCCAGCUCCCAAGACGCGAGGAUAUGGAAGGGGAAUUGGCCGGCGCAACUGUAUUUAG